Homo sapiens (human) is the source of this 10211-nucleotide messenger RNA. It is a transcript of the gene C19orf12, whose product is annotated as chromosome 19 open reading frame 12. The transcript has 3 exons. Lineage: Eukaryota; Metazoa; Chordata; Mammalia; Primates; Hominidae. Bases 5798 to 6385 code for a protein of 195 amino acids. The record is from RefSeq and is a predicted model, not a curated record. Gene Ontology annotation, cellular component: endoplasmic reticulum; cytosol; mitochondrial membrane.
ACCUGUGGGGCAGCGGAGCUGGGCUGAGCCAUAUGGGAAGAAAAUCUGGGCGCUAGUUUAGAUUUGGUCAGGAAGGGUCGUUAAUGCUUUAGGAGGUGAGAUUAGUUUUGGGGAUGGCAGGUAGUUUGUUGAGCUUUUGUUUAGACAGUCUUGCUCUGUUGUCCAGGCUGGAGUGCAAUGGCGCGAUCUCGGCUCACUGCAACCUCCACCUCCCUCGUUCAAGCAAUUCCCCUGCCUCAGCCUCCCUAGUAGCUGGGAUUACAGGCGACACCACCAAGCCUGGCUAAUUUUUUUGUAUUUUUAGUAGAGACGGAGUUUCACCAUAUCGGCCAGGCUAAUCUCAAACUCCUGACCUUGCGAUCCACCUGCCUCAGCCUUCUGCAAUGCUGGGAUUACAGACGUGAGCCACCCCGACCAAUUUUUGUAUUUUUUAGUAGAGACGGGGUUUCACCAUCUUGGAAUAGCACCUGUAGUUCCAGCUACUCGGGAGGCCGAGGCGGAAGAAUUGCUUGAGGCCAGUUCCCGACCAGCCUAGGCAACACAGGGAGACUGCGUUUCUGGAAAAAACAACAACAACACCAGCAACAACAAAAAGCAGGAAGGAAGGGGAGAGGGAAAGAGAAAGAGAGAGAGAGAGAACGAAAGAGAAAGAGAAAAGGAAGGAAGGAAGGAAGGAAAGAAAGAAAAAAAGAAAGAGGGAUACUUUGAGAAGCUUUGAAGUGAUCUGUUUAUUGAUCAAGUAGAUAGGUAAGGUGCAUGCUGCCAGGAGGAGCUGGGGUAGGGAGGGCAGGGCCCUGCUGUAUGGGGGUGGGCAGGGGACGGCCCCUGCUCAGCCCUGGCCUCCAUUGCUACACAGAAUGGCAGGUCCAAUGUGAUCUGGUCUUCUGAUUUUUCAGGAGAAAUCAGGAAUCUGAGGUGCAUGCAAAAUCUCCUGAUUUUUAAAUAUUGGCAACUAAUUUGUUUUAAAAAAACAACAACUAUGAGCUAAUCCAAAACUGUUUGCUGGUGGGAUCCACCUACUGCCUUUGCGCUGGGGUAUGGAGAGGUGGGAGGUCAAUGUUGACAAGAGCCAGAUCUAAUUUUUUGUUAAAGAAAAGGGUACUUGGAGGUCAGAUAGCUCUCUUCAUAGCUAUCUGAAGCCUUCCUCUCCCUUAUCUCUUACAAUCUGGUCCAAACUCAGAAAGCUAGGCCGCUCUCGGUGAGAUGGGCUUGUCUCCGUCUCUCUGUACCUGUCAGAGCAGCCUGGGCGCCUGCAAGAAACCGGGGCUUCCAGUUGGCAUUUGCCUUCCCUGUGGCUGGCAGAUGGGCUUCCUGUGAUCAAGGCCUGGUAUGUGGAUAAAUCUGAGUGUGAAAUAGGUGUGAUACAGUGGGGGAGGGGGAGCCACACUCCCACCCCCUAAGGUCUGUCCCCAUCCUCCCUCCUCACCCACUUCCCUGUCAUUUACAGACAAAGGCAGCCUUGCGGUGGGAGAAGGAGCAGGGUGGGCUUCCCUCUCAAUCUGGUGAGCCUGGAGAAUUCAGGAAGCUGAGCUUUUUAGCAAGGGCUCAGGAGAUGGAGUUACUAACCUUUCUUCCCCAACAAGAGCCUGUUAAUGCUCUAACUUCUGAAAUGAUUACUACAAAGAAAUUGAACCUUGGAUGGAGUCAGCCACAACAUCUCUACCCGUGGUGCUGGACUAUUAAAACACAGUGACUUCCUCUGCCUGCCCUCACACACGCAGUGAUAGCUGCUGGCCCUCCCAUUCUGCAGAACCCUGGGCUUGUGUCUCAGUGAAACCUGCCUCAUUGUCUGAGAUAUCACUGAAGUUCUGGGUCUCAUGGCCAAGGAAAUCAAGGACGCAGACACUCCAGAGGGUAGGUUAGAGCAGAAGUUUAAUAAGCAAAAGAAAGAAAGCUCUCUGGAUCAGAGAGGGGUCCCAGAAAGAUGGGUUGCCAUUUUACAGUGAAAUGCAAGGGUUUUUAUAGAAAAGCUGGUGGGAGGGGUGCUUCAUUUACAUAAGGUGCGAAUUUCUGAGUCCCCCGCCCCACUGUUUCUAGUGCACAUGUGGGCUUCUUAGCCUGAGUUACUACUCCAUGUUGCUUAUUUCUUCCUACUGUGCAUGUGUGAAAAAGGUUGGGUGGUGGGGGGGAAGAACACUCCAAGGUAGACAUGCCUGGUCCAGGGUAGCUCUUCUUAUCAGUGCCAUGCAAGCCUCUGUGUCUGAGUAUUUCUUUUUUCUUUUUUUUUUGAGACGGAGUCCCACUCUGCUGCCAGGCUGGAGUGCAGUGGUGUGAUCUCAGCUCACUGCAACCUCCACCUCCCGGGUUCAAGUGGUUCUCCUGCCUCAGCCUCCCAAGUAGCUGGGAUUACAGGCGAGCACCAUGACACCUGGCUAAUUUUUGUAUUUUUUUAGUAGAGAUGGGUUUUCACCAUGUUGGCCAGGAUAGUCUCGAUCUCUUGACCUCGUGAUCUGCCCACCUCGGCUUCCCAAAGUGCUGGGAUUACAAGCGUGAGCCACCGUGGCCGGCCGUGUCUUGAGUAUUUCUAAGAAGGGAGAGGACUGUGCUUACUGGGGCCCACCAUAUGUCUGUAUGUCACACAGGGGACCCGCUUUCUGUGUUAGAGCUUGCCUUCCUUAUCUGUGUUUCCUGAAAGGGCAACGACUUCUUAGGCUGCUUUUUGUUAGAAGGGAAUUCUGCCAAGGACCCUUGCCCUAACUAUUUGCCUAAUUGAUUUCUCUCUCUCCUCUCACAUUGAUGCUGGCCUGGCUGGAGCAGGUAGAGCUGGAAGUAGCAUUUUUGCAAGGACAUCUCUUUAGCCUCUGUAGAUUUUCACCUCAAGUCAUUCGGAGCAGGUCGGAAGCUAGGUUUUUUUUGGGGGGGGAAGCCAGUAGAGCUAAAGUGGUUAUGUAUCUGUUUCCUGCCUUCCUUCUUUCCACUUCUACAUGCAUUUUCUUGCUGUGCAGAAACUGUUUUGAGAGUGCAGACCCAAAACUGCAGAAAACCUGUUUUGGGAGUGGUGUCUGGGUGCUGGCCUGGAAGCCAGCCUUGCAGACCAAGCAUGGCAGGGCUCAGGGUCUUCACGCCCGGGGAAAGGGAGGUUCCUUGCAGCCUCCAAAGGGGCCCUCCUGAGACCUGGGCAGUGCCUCUCUUUUUCCAAUAUAAUUGACAGAUGAAAAGCUGGAUAUAAACCAGAACUAAGCUCAAAGGUGAUUAGAUAUUUUACACCAGGAUUUUGAGCUUUUUGUAAGAUUUUACUGUAAAAUUAUUUCCUUUGGUUACUUUAAUAUGUACUUCAAAUAUAUCUCAUUUUGUGCUGGACGUAGUGGCUCACGCCCAUAAUCCCAGCACUUUGAGAGGCCAAGGCAGGCAGAUCACCUGAGGCCAGGAGUUCAAGACCAGCCUGGCCAACAUGGUGAAACCCCAUCUCUACUAAAAAUACAAAAAUUAGCCAGGUGUGGUGGUGCAUGUCUGUAGUCCCAGCUAUUCGGGAGGUUGAGGCAGGAGAAUCGCUUGAACGUGGGAGGCGGAGGCUGCAGUGAGCCGAGAUCGCGCCGCUACACUCCAGCCUAGGUGACGGAGCAGACUCUGUCUCAAAAAAAAAAAAAAAAAAAAAACCUCUCUGUAUAUCUCUAUCUAGCUAUCUAUGUCAUUUUGUUUGUGUGAUAGCUUUUCAGGACCAUGGUGACUGGAUAAAUCAGGUUCUGCGCUCCGUCUCCCCAUUUCCAGGUGGCUUCUGCCUGUUCAGUCCUGACACUGUUAUAAUGCCAUUUUAUCGUUUAGACAUUUGUAUGUAAACAAAUCUUGACCACUGGAAUAGUGGAAGGGGGUUCUCUUCUGGGGAGAAGGAGGAGGCAUUCAACCUGUCAGCAAGCAAAGGAGCUGGGCAGGGCCUGGAAAGCAGGAGACCAGGUUUUGGGAGACCCAGGGCACAGGGUAGCCAGAGCAGGGACCCCCAGGCCUGAGUGCUCCUCCAGUCCCUUAUGUGAGCAGGGCUCACAAGGCCUGCCCUCCCACUGCCUCUCAUACUCCAUGGGGACAAAAAGACAUAUCUAGGGGUGCUUGUUUGCAAUUUCUGAAUUUGAAGACUGAGUAACGAAUGUCAGAGUCCUGCGUUAUGCCCUCUUGGGGUCUUGCUGCCCAAAGUGAGAUCAGAGGAGCACUUUGGGGGCUUGUUGGAAAUGCAGAAUCUUACCCUCCCAUACUGGCUGUAUCUGACAAGGUUUUCAGUGAUUCCCGUGCACUUGUGGAGAAUCACAGGUCUAAUGUGUACCAACGGGGAAAAAGAAGGGAAAUUUACAGGGGCAGGAGCGCAGGAUGCUCUCCUGGGACUGCAGAGAAGUUCUGAGGACCUGGCUUUGCGGUCCUCUCAUGGAUUCAUGGGUUUGUUCUCUGGGCUCAAAAUUAUAUCCCAGGAUUGGGAGAGCAAUUUUACAGUAGGGACUUCUGCUUCUGGAUCAUCCUUGGGUCAGAAAAGCACACAUGUCUGGGUACGGUGGCCCACACCUGUAAUCCCAGUACUCUGGGAGGCUGAGGCAGGAAGAUUGCUUGAGCUCAGGAAGUCAAGACCAGGCUGGGCAACAUUGCGAGACCCUGUCUCUAUGAAAACAAAAAAUUAGCUGAGCGUAGUGUUGCAUGCCUUUAGCCCCAGCUACUCAGGAGACUGAGGUGGGGGGAUCACUGUAGCCCAGGAGUUCAAGGCUGCAGUCAGCCAUGAUCGCACCACUGCACACCAGCUUGGGCAACAAGAGACACUGUCUCUUAAAAACAAACGAACAAACAAAACAAAAAAACCUCAUAAAACAUAUAACCCAAAGAUAUUAAGGUCAAAUGUAGUGGCUCACGCCUGUAAUCCUAACACUUUGAGAGGCUAAGGCAGGAGGAUCUCUUGAGCCCAGGAGUUCAAGACCAGCCUGGGCAACAUAGUAGUCAUCUCUACUAAAAAUAAAAAUAAAAUUAGCUGGGCGUGGUGAUUGCAUACCUGUAGUCCCAUCUACUCAAGAGGCUGAGGUGGGAGGAUCGCUUGAGCCCAGGAGGUCAAGGCUGCAGUGAGUUGUGAUCAUGCCACUGCACUCCAGCCUGGGCAACAAAGCAAGACCCCAUCUCAAAAAAAAAAAAAAAAAAGAUAAUAAGCAAUAGAAUCUAUCCAUAACUUCCUCAGUUGAAUUGCUGUAGCACCUGUUUCAAUAUUUCCACCUAGAAUGAAAUGGGAAGUGCUGGUGAGAAAGGGAAGUACUGCUGGAGCCUUGGGCUCAGCCAGAGCUCUGAGGAGACCCCCCACCUCGUGGCCCCUUUGAUUUUCUCAGCCUUUGGGCUCUCCAGAGCCCGUCUCUCCCUGCCCUGGCUCCAGCAUGCCACACAUUUUCCCUACCCUGGAGGAUUGUGCUAAAGGUCAUUGUGCUAAAGGUCUACUCGCCCGUCCGUCUGUCUAUUCAUAUAUAUUGCAAAGCCUGGGAAUGAUUUCAUGUAUUUUUUCUCCAGUUGCUUUGUCUCCCUGCUUUAUCUUUUCCCUGCUUUUAGUGUCCCAUGGGUACAACUGUGUUGACUUUUAAGAACAGUUGCUUAAGGCAGCCCAGUGUGUGUGUUAGUAACAGUGUUCGUUCAGAGCCAUCCUGGGUCGGGAGCCUGCAGGCUUCCAGACUUACGCCAGGCACUUCCUGCCCAUCCUGCUGGCACUGUCUGAGAGUCCAGCCUGUAGGGACUGUCUCCGUCUUAGAAGGGAGGUAUCUGACCCUCUGCUCAGGGCCCACUGCAGGUCAGUGCCCGUGUGGUCACAGGGUCCCAUCCCUUCCCUGGCUCUGGCUUGGCCUCAGCUCAGAUGCCUCACGCCGGGACUUCCCGUUCUCUGCUGGGCUUUGUGUGCAGGGCAUUCCCCGGGCCAGUGCAAAGGCCACUAAUGCCAGAAGGGUCAGACCACCUCCCUCGUGAUGAACCAGCAGAACAUGUGGCCGGGUUGCUCCUUAAUCUGUCGCCCGCCACGAUGACUAUCAUGGUGGAGGACAUCAUGAAGCUGCUGUGCUCCCUUUCUGGGGAGAGGAAGAUGAAGGCGGCUGUCAAGCACUCUGGGAAGGGUGCCCUGGUCACAGGGGCCAUGGCCUUCGUCGGGGGUUUGGUGGGCGGCCCACCGGGACUCGCCGUUGGGGGGGCUGUCGGGGGGCUGUUAGGUGCCUGGAUGACAAGUGGACAGUUUAAGCCGGUUCCUCAGAUCCUAAUGGAGCUGCCCCCUGCCGAGCAACAGAGGCUCUUUAACGAAGCCGCAGCCAUCAUCAGGCACCUGGAGUGGACGGACGCCGUGCAGCUGACCGCGCUGGUCAUGGGCAGCGAGGCCCUGCAGCAGCAGCUGCUGGCCAUGCUGGUGAACUACGUCACCAAGGAGCUGCGGGCCGAGAUCCAGUAUGAUGACUAGGCCGCACCUCCGGGGAGGUGGGGGGCCCCUUUAAAUGACUCUGUGAUUCUGAAGAGGUGGCUUGGGAGUUGGGAGAAGCCCAGCGGAUGCCCCCUGGGGAAUCUCCACAUCAUCAGUGUAUUACUAGUAAUGUCCCGCUGGAGAGGCCACCGCUGUGCAGUGUCAUGUUCCAGAAAUUACUGAUGAAGCAGCAUGUGUUGGUGGCAUGUGCACUGGCCUGCCAUGACAGCCCUCUGACUGGCCCCCCAGUGAAGAGUAAAGGCCUGCCUGCCGCAGGCUUCGGAGGCGUCUGCUGAGUCCUCUCACCCGCAUGGGUCUGGGGAAGUGAUCACGCUCAGCCGACGGUCUGACCACACUUCAUCCUCCCCCCGGGGCCUUCUCAUCUUGGGAGAUGACUCCUCUUCAGAGCACCUGCUGCAGGACUGGAUCCCACCCCCCUGCAGGUCCUGGGGUCUCAGGGCCUUGGAGCAGCCCAUGCUGGAAUCAUGUUUACCUCCUAGUGCAACCGUCCCCUACCCAGGGACUGUCGAAUGGCCCCACGGAGGGGACGGGCGGCCUGCUGAGUGAAGCCACAAAUACCGAGUGGACUUGACCCCGGCCCCCACUAGGCUGCACACCUAGACUCGCCCUGCCAGGGCCUCGCUCUUCCCAUCUGAAAAGUCCUGGUAGUUCUUGAGGUUUACUUCUCAAAUGAAAUAUUUUUAGUAAAAAGUACAGGUAUAUCUCGGAGAUAUUGUGGGUUCAGUUCCAGACCACCUCGGUAAAGCCAACAUCACAAUAAAGCAAGGAAGCGCAUUGUUUUAGUUUCCCAGUGCAUCUAAGUCAUGUUUACUGCAUAUUGCAGUCCACUAAAUGUGCAAUAGCAUUAUGUCUAACAAAUGUACAAACCUUAAUUUAAAAAUAUUUACUGUUCAAAAUGCUGACACAGAAACGCAAAGUGAGCACAUGCUGUUGGAAAAUGGUGCCAAAUAGACUUGCCUGAUGCCAGGCUGCUACAAACCUUCAAUUUAAAAAAAAAACACAGUAUUCACAAAGCAUAGUAGAAUGAGGUAUGCCUGUAUUGCUCUUUCUGAAGUGGUGUGAUAUAAACCAUCUCUAAGAAAUGUUUCUACCCUAAAGAUUUCCCCAGUACAGUCAGCUCUCCGUAACUGUGGUCUCCACAUUUAGAUCCAACCAGCCUUGGAUAGGAAAUAUUUGAAAAAAGAAAUUGCAUUGGUACUGAACACGUACAGACCUUUUUUUCUUGCCAUUAUUCCCUAAACAAUAUGGUGUAGCAUAUUUACAUAGCAUUUAUAUUGUAUUUGGUAUUAUAAGAAAUCUAGAGAUGAUUUAAAUUAUACAGGAAGGUGUGCGUAGGUUACGUGCAAACGCUAUGCCAUUGCCCAUCAGGGACUUGAGCAUCCUCAGAUGUCGGUGUCUGAGGGUUGAGGUUGCAGUCCUGGAACCCAUCCCCCAUGGAUACUGAGGCAUAGCUGUACUGUGUGUUUUCACUUUGCUUUCAGAACUACGACUUGAAUGUGAUCGAUUACAAUAAAUGUUUUUCUAAAAAGCCAUUUUCCCACAUAUUAUGUGUAAAAUAUCUCUAAUAUUCAAAGUCUUACAAAUGGAACAAGAGGGAAGGUACCAGAUUUGUGGCUUUAAAGAAUGCAAGAGUAGGUCAGGUGAGGUGGCUCAUGCUUGUAAUGUCGGCACUUUUGGAGGCCAAAGUGGGAGGAUCGCUUGAGGCCAAGAGUUUGAAACUAGCCUGGGCAAUAUAGUGAGACCUCCAUCUCUACAAAAAAUGUUAUUCCUUGGUCCCCAGGUCCUGGGGCAGGGCAGGGACUUGGGGCUCUCCUCUCAGGCCCUGGAGGCUCGGAGGGAGGCACUUCUGCUGAGGCCCUGCUUAUAGGAAAGCUCAGUAUCCUGGCACCUCCAUGUGUGUAAGGACGUCAGGGUGAAUUAUAACCCAUGGUGAUUAAGGAAGGGCCGAGCCUUUCUCUUGCAGAGCGAUUGCUCUUCUGCUGGCCUCGUCUAGCACAAAUCAGGUGCCCUAGCACAGGCCACACUCCUGGAGUUAAUGAAGCCACUUUAAUCAUUUAUAUGCCACUUAAGUUGAUGGGGGACAGGGCAGGGGUGGGAAGGAGGGGUUGUCUGUCUGUGAAAACUGAGUGUGGCUUUUCUUGUUGAACUGAUCAUUCCUGCUCUUCCUGCAAAUAAGUCCUGCAUACGGACCCUGGAACUAAAAAUGGAAAAUCAGAGCAUGCCCCCUCCCAAUUUUGUAUAGCUUUAGUGGGCUCUAAAGUUGCCCGUUUUUAGUGUGAAGGAAAAAACGUUGAUUUGCAGAUAUCGUGAGAAUGAAACCUCAACAAAGAUGUUUGGUUCAGUGCUUCAAAGUUGGGGGACACUUUUUCCAUGUUGAACAAAUGCCAACUUCUCCGGUUGCUUACAGCAAAUCCUUCUGGAACAAUCGGGGCUGAAAUUGAGUUGCCUUUGUUAGGCGAUUGGGCCCCAUUCAUUCUUACUCGUGCAUCAGGUCCUGGUCUGUGUCAGGCCCAGGGGACACAGGUGGUCCCAGCUCAGAGGCCCAGUGUCCACUGCAGCCCCUCCCACAGCCUGCCCACCCCUACUGCAGGGAAAAAUGCCCAGGGAGGAGAUGGUCCAACUCCUGAUCAGUUUUGUGUCCGAUGGAGCAGGCCUUGCUGAGUGAAGACACUGGAACUAGCUGGGUCCUGGGGUGACUUGGAGGCUUUGGGCCUAAAAGGGCAGCCUGAACCUGGAGUCUUAUCUCCCCCAGGAGCCGAAAGCACUUUUCUUGAUUUCCCCCAGGAAAUCAAGCGCUGCUUCUCAGCUCCUGUGGUUUUAGUAUUUAUAUAUCUGUAUCUUCUUUGUAGAAAUUUAUUUAUUUUUGAAUAAGUAAUACCUGCCUGGUACAAAAUUUAAAAGGUACGGGAGGGCGCAAGCUGCAAGGGAAGGCCUGCUCCUAUGCCGACCCCAGAGGCAGCCACUGUUACCAAUUUCAUGUGUAUUCCUUUAACUCUGUUUUAAAGUAAGUCUCUGAAAACUGUUCAUUUCCUUUUGUCAGUAUUUGUUGCUGAAAACCUAGAAAAACCCAGAAAAUAUAAUGAAAUAAAAACUACAAAUUUCACAACCCAGAAAACUGCUGGUAACAGAUUUGGUGUCUUUCCUGCAAUUGUUUUAAUGCUAUGUAGGUACACAUAUAUUUUUUUCUUUUUUUCUUUUUUUUUUUUUUGAGAUGGAGUCUCGCACUGUCGCCCGGGCUGGAGUGCAGUAGCGCGAUCUUGGUUCACUGCAAGCUCUGCCUCCUGGGUUCAAGCCAUUCUCCUGCCUCAGCCUCCCGAGUAGCUUUGACUACAGUCGCCCGCCACCAUGCCCGGCUAAUUUUUAUUUUUUUAUUUUUUUUUUAUUUUUAGUAGAGACGGGGUUUCACCAUGUUAGCCAGGAUGGUCUCAAUCUCCUUACCUCGUGAUCUGCCCACCUCAGCCUCCCAAAGUGCUGGGAUUACAGGCGUGAGCCACUGCGCCCGGCCUAUGUAUGUAUAUUUCUAACGUACUUGCCUUCUUAUCCUAUAUGCCCCUUUGAACACCUGUAUCAAUGAAUGUUAAAUAAUAUUUUUGAUGUAAUUUAAAAUUCCUUGUAAAUAUUUGUAAUGGCUGCAUAAUAUUCCACUGUGCCUAACCAUGUGCCUGGUGUGAAUUCCAUUUGUGGAUUUUUACUACUGUAAUGCUGAAGUAUUACAGUAAUACUGUGUUAAUAUUCUCUUUAUUGAAUUCUGGUAUAUAGUCUUUGGGAUUCAUUCCUCAAAGUGAAAUUGCUGGAUUUAAAAGUA